Molecule: messenger RNA, 1838 nt
Organism: Suncus etruscus (white-toothed pygmy shrew)
Lineage: Eukaryota; Metazoa; Chordata; Mammalia; Eulipotyphla; Soricidae
Gene: TGOLN2
Product: trans-golgi network protein 2
Exons: 4
Coding region: 1-1374 (457 amino acids)
Cellular component (GO): trans-Golgi network; endosome; trans-Golgi network transport vesicle
Source: RefSeq, a predicted model, not a curated record
AUGCGGAGCUUGGUGGCGUUCGUGCUGCUGCUGAGCUUCUUGGCGGCGGGAGCCGUCGCCGGGGACCCCAACCCCGCCACGAAUCAGCCCGGAGGAGGACCCCGUGACUCCUCGAGUCAGAAUGAUCCACCUGUGGCACUUACUGACGAGGAAUCCUCUCCUGGCGAGGUAAAGAAGCAUCUGAAUGGCGAUCCGAGCUCGUCAGAACAGCAGGCGCCUCCACCUGGGGGUUCUGUAACGACUGGCAAGACGACUCCUGCUGUCACUUCUAGCAGGAAGCCUUCAUCUGAGGGUUCUCCUGGCACGCCUGCCAAGACCUCUUCACCCGGGGGCUCUUCUGACACGUCUGUCAGGGAUCCUCCGUCUGAGGGUUCUUCUAACAAGUCUGACAAGAACUCUACAUCAGGGGCUUCUCCUGACAAGCUUGGCAAGAGCCCUGCAUCAGGGGGUUCUCCUGAGAAGCUAGGCAAGAACCCUUCAUCAGGGGGUUCUCCUGACAAGAAUCUUCCAUCAGCGGGUUCUUCUGACAAGCUUGACAAGAGCCCUGCAUCAGAGGGUUCUACUGACAAGCUAGGCAAGAACCCUUCAUCAGGGGGUUCUCCUGACAAGAACCCUGCAUCAGGGGGUUCUUCUGACAAGCUUGACAAGAUCCCUGCAUCAGGGGGUUCUACUGACAAGCUAGGCAAGAACCCUUCAUCAGGGGGUUCUCCUGACAAGAACCCUGCAUCAGCGGGUUCUUCUGACAAGCUUGACAAGAGCCCUGCAUCAGGGGGUUCUCCUGACAAGAACCCUACAUCAGCGGGUUCUUCUGACAAGCUUGACAAGAGCCCUGCAUCAGGGGGUUCUCCUGACAAGCUAGGCAAGAACCCUUCAUCAGGGGGUUCUCCUGACAAGAACCCUGCAUCAGCGGGUUCUUCUGACAAGCUUGACAAGAGCCCUGCAUCAGGGGGUUCUCCUGACAAGAACCCACUUGUGAGUCCUGACAAACUCCCAGCAGAUAAGCAGCAGCAGAAAGGAGAAGGGAGAUCUUCAGAGCUUGCUGAAGAAGCAGAAUUCAGGGAUGCAGAGGACAGUGAGCUGGAGCCCCAAGAGAGAGAGCCCCCUGCCUCCAGUGAGAACCGCCUUAAAGUGGGGGCUUUGGAUUCGGUGGGCCAGGGGAAGGAUUACCAUUAUAGAGACAAUCUUGGAGCUGCCAGUGCUGAGAGCAGCCACUUCUUUGCUUAUCUCGUGACCGCAGCCAUUCUUGUUGCUGUCUUCUACAUCGCUUAUCACAAUAAGAGGAAGAUCAUUGCUUUUGUCCUGGAAGGAAAACGAUCGAAAGUCACUCGGCGACCCAAGGCUGGUGACUAUCAGCGUUUGGACCAGAAGAUUUAAUUUUUGUGUCCUCAAGAACCUCAUCCUUCCUGCUGAUUUGUUUCUAAAUCAAGAGAAAUGAAGAGAAAAAGAAAAAAAAACUGCCCUGAGACACCUCCCCACCACCCCACUCCCCACUCAUGUGUCUGAUGACAGAGUCAGGGUAACUGGUUUUGCACCUGCACUUUGGUGACCUUGUACUUCUGUAGUCUAUUUAUGUGGUUUCUUCCAACCCUUCCACCUUGAAGUGUAAGUAGAGGGAGUGUGUGGAACCCAACCUGACCAAAGGGAGCUCCAACUGUCUUCUGCCUUCCCGGAAGUUGGGUCCCAUAGUCAGUCUGUCCCUCGAAAAUAGCAUUGCACUCGCCACACUCUAUCUUUAUAUGCCAAUACGAAACUCUGUAACUUGAGGUGCUUUUUAUACCUCUUACUUUGAGGAGACGUGCCCUACUAAUGAUGUAUAAAAUACUAUAUGUUGAUGGGCA